This is a messenger RNA of Myiozetetes cayanensis, 2128 nucleotides long. RefSeq names its product coenzyme Q3, methyltransferase (gene COQ3). Gene Ontology annotation, molecular function: 2-methoxy-6-polyprenyl-1,4-benzoquinol methyltransferase activity. The coding region runs from base 1 to 1074 and encodes 357 amino acids. Lineage: Eukaryota; Metazoa; Chordata; Aves; Passeriformes; Tyrannidae. Gene Ontology annotation, biological process: ubiquinone biosynthetic process. The transcript has 7 exons. The record is from RefSeq and is a predicted model, not a curated record.
AUGUGGGGCGGCGGCGGCGGCGCCGGGGCGGCCCGAGCGCUCAGCCGCGCCCUGCGGCGCCGGCGGGCGGCGGGCGAUGGCCAUGCUGAUCUGUCUUUUCAGACAGGCCUGAGAAGUAUCCUUCAGGACUACAAUUGGAAAAUACAACUGAAAUCCAGUAGUACUCUGCCUGUCUCUCUGACUGAAAUGAAAAGCAGCACGCUCACUGCGAAGAGGCCUUUCAGCACUGCACACUCAUCAGUGGAUUCAGAGGAAAUAAAAAAAUUCCAGCUCCUCGCGCACAAGUGGUGGGAUGAAGAAGGAGAAUAUUCAGCCCUUCAUUCUAUGAAUGAUAUUAGAGUGCCAUUUAUUAGAGAUACUCUGUUGAGCAUGAGUCAUAAUUAUCAUCUGGGAAAUCCACUUUCUGGAGUAAAGAUUCUUGACGUUGGCUGUGGCGGAGGACUGCUAAGUGAGCCUUUAGCUAGACUGGGAGCUUCAGUUACUGGAAUUGAUCCUCUGGAGGACAACAUUAGAACAGCAGAUCGGCACAAGUCAUUUGAUCCAGUCCUGGCCAAGAGAAUACAGUACAAGUCCAGUUCACUGGAGGAGAUUGUGGAAGAGUCUAUGGAAACCUUUGAUGUAAUUGUAGCUUCUGAAGUAGUGGAGCAUGUGGCUGACCUUGAAACGUUUAUCAAGUGUUGUUCUCAGGUGUUAAAGCCUGAAGGUUCUUUAUUCAUUACGACAAUCAAUAGAACGCAGUUGUCCUAUGUCCUGGGAAUUGUGGUUGCAGAAAAGAUAAUGGGCAUUGUACCAGAAGGAACACACGAGUGGGAGAAGUUUGUUCCCCCUGAAGAGCUGGAGCACCUCCUGGAAUCAAAUGGCUUUUCAGUCAAGACUGUGAAUGGGAUGUUGUAUAAUCCGCUCUGGGGUUCGUGGAGCUGGAUGGAAAGCACAAGCCUUAACUACGCAGUGCACGCGGUGAAGUCUGGGGCUCAGGGACAGUCAGGCCCCACAGACGCCCCGGCAGAGACGGACAUUCAACAGCACUCAGCCACAGCUGGCACAGCUGGCACUGCCUCAGACAUCACUGUCUGAGAUUUGUGGUGAUGGACUGUCACCAGGACAGAAAAGAAGGUUUUACUCAGAUGGACAUAAUAAAACCUUUUCUAACAACAAGCUUCCUGUUUGCAUCAAUGAUACUUGUGCUAUUUUUGGCCAAAUAUUGUAGGGUAGUCUCAUUAUCUCAGGAACAACUGCCCAUUAUCUCAGGAAUCUUUCAAGAUUUAAAUGAUCAAAGCUUUUAAAGAGUAAGUAUUUUUUUAUGAGAAAAUAAGUUUCAAAUUGUUGGACAGGGAAAUGCAAAUUAUUCUGUCCGUAGCUUGGAGGAGGCUUCUGUAUGUGGAGGCAUUUUCAGUCCUACUGGGACUCAGAUCUUCAUAAAAUAAUAGUGUAAAUGUAGAAUGAGUUAAAACCCACAAUGAUGUACAAUAAAUAAAAUGCAUUGGGUAUUUAAGAUACUCAGCUCUGUUAUGAUGCCUCAGAGCUUUUUAUUGAUUUUUAAACUUUUAUAGAUUUUAGAAGCAGAUGUGUGGUGAAUGAAGAUUUUAAUGCAGCUGUAUUACAUCCCAAAGUCAAGUAAAUUUGAAAAUCUUCUUGCUUUCAUCUUUUAAUGAUUAUGGAUCCAUAGCUUCAGUGCUUACAUGAACAGUGAUGAUAGGAGGUGAAAAAGCAAUGUUACAGCAACCAGGCAUGCACACAGAACUAGGGGUGAGGCAAGAGGUUAUUCUUGCCAUGAGACUGGGAAAAAAUUGUAUUUGGGGCUUGCUCUUUACCAGUCUCUAUUGCUCGUUGUAGACUCUUGACUCUCCUGAUCACAGCCAUUUGUUUCUGCAACACAAAUCAAAGGAGCUGAUAUUGCAAAAAAUUCAACAGAGCAAACUAUGGUGUUCUGGGUGGUCUCAGCUCUUCAGCUGUGGUUUGGCUUGUCAUGUUGUUUCAUCUCUCCCAUAGUCCCAGUCCCAGCUCUUUGCCGAGACUAGUUCUUGUCUGAGGUGUAAAUAUGUAUGUAUGUAAAUAAGUAUGACAGCCUCAGAGGAGAUUUGCAUUUAAUCUUAUUUUUAAAUGAAAAUGCAACUUGAAGUUUCCGUGA